Radiomyces spectabilis is the source of this 3536-nucleotide messenger RNA. RefSeq names its product SNF2 family N-terminal domain-containing protein. Bases 351 to 3308 code for a protein of 985 amino acids. Gene Ontology annotation, molecular function: nucleic acid binding; ATP-dependent chromatin remodeler activity; zinc ion binding. The record is from RefSeq and is a predicted model, not a curated record. The transcript is spliced from 11 exons. NCBI's taxonomy places the organism in Eukaryota, Fungi, Mucoromycota, Mucoromycetes, Mucorales, Radiomycetaceae.
AUUUAUUGAACCCCGAACAGCAGCGGAGGCUAAUGGGACUGCUUUUGACAAGAUAAACGCGAGGAUAUGAUUUUUUUCUUUGCUGAUCGCGCGAUUGAUCAAUUUUCCUGCGCGACGCGUUUAUGGCCGAAGACAGUAGAAAACGGCGAUUCUUCGAGCAGGAGCCUAAUGAGGUCACUCCACCCCAGCCGAUCGCUGCACCAGAACAGCCGCGAUCACCACUAUCCGAGAAAAUGGAGCAUCUGCGAGCCAUCUUGGGCAACGAUGCCCCAGAUGCUUGGCUUCAGCAUCUUUUAGUAAGGAACGAAGGCAAUCUCGAGGCCACCAUCAACGCUUUUUUUACAACGUCCAUGAGCCCCUCUUUUACACAAUCGCCACCUGCCAAUCCAGCCCAGUCCCAGCAGCCAGACACUAGUCAGCCUAAAUGGAAUCCUAAUAGAUAUUAUAUUGGCGAGCUUGUCAUCUCAGGUUGGUCCAUUUACAAGGGUGUUAGCCCUGUGAAGGAGGGAAAUUCCAUUGCCAUUGAGCGAUCGAAACCUGCGGCCAUGAUGCAACCCCCGACCAAAAAGAAUCGAUUUGGACAUGCGCAAAAGAAAGAAAACACGAUUGUACGAUUUGCUACAGUAGACGGCCGCGAGAUUGGCCGAUUGCCGCAAGACGUUUCCAGAUAUGUUUCCAAGCUCUUGGAUUUUAAUUUGUGUCAAUUUGAGGCAACCGUUGUCUGGUGUCCUCAUGUGUUAAAGAUCGGUGACGAUAUUAUCCUGCAGCUGCGAUGUUACUUUAAUGACAACGCUUUCAAUCGAACGCACAUCAAACGAUCCAUUAAUCAAGAACGUUCAAUAUUAAAUCAAACAGCCGAGACUGAUGAGGAGCGACAGGAACGCGACCAGACUUUGGCGUUGCUUGGGAUUAUUCGCUCUCUUGGCUUAAAGUCAUCCCGAUCAGCUAUUCAGCGCAUGAAUCUGGCCAAAGGCUUAGAAGAAACCGAGGUGCAGGAUCUCAUCGCGCAGUCAGUGCAGACCUUAGAAAAGGUUACGGCGACAGCAACCGAGGAAGAAGAAACGGCAACGGAUAAUGACGAAAAUAAAGAAGUGUCGGAUAACCAGCUGGAUACCAUCUAUGAAAAGGCGCAAAUAUUCGAUGCUCAAAUUACUCCUAUGGAAACCCCAGAAACCAUGGCAUUCGAGUUGAAACCAUAUCAAAAACGUGCACUUGCAUGGAUGUUGGCCAAGGAGGCCUUGGAUACGGAUAAUGAAGACUCCCAUAUUCGUGCUAUGCAUCCUUUAUGGGAAGAGUAUCCGUUUCCAAAAGAUCCCGAUGCUCCGUUGAACCAGCAACUUCCAUCGCAUUUUUACUUUAAUCCAUAUUCAGGUGAGCUUUCACUCCGGUUUCCCGAAUCAAAGCAACAGGAGCGCGGCGGUAUAUUGGCAGAUGAAAUGGGUCUGGGCAAGACGAUUGAAAUUCUCAGUCUUAUACAUACCAAUCGAUUUCAGCCCCAUUCGCCACUGCCGUCCAAUCAUCCCAAUGCUUCACCAACUACGCUGAUCAUCUGUCCCAUGUCACUGCUGGCUCAGUGGCGUGAUGAAGUUGUUCGAGCGUCAAAGGUGGAUACGAUUAAGGUGGAAGUGUAUUACGGAGGACAACGUGAUACAGAUCUUCGUACGCGGCUGUGUCGAUGGAAUGGAUCUGCGCCCGAUGUGCUUAUCACCACUUAUGGUACGGUCAUGUCGGAAUGGGAUCGAUUAGAAAACAGUGUUUUCGACGUUGAAUUUUGGAGAAUUGUGUUGGACGAAGCGCAUCACAUCAAGAAUCGUCUCAGUAAAACUUCACGAGCAUGUUGUUCUAUUCCAUCCCGGCGACGCUGGGCUGUGACAGGAACACCUAUCCAGAAUAAACUGGAGGAUCUCUUUUCCCUCGUCCGUUUCCUCAAGCAUGAACCUUGGGCAAACUACACGUUUUGGCGAACGUUCAUCACCAUACCCUUUGAAAAGAAAGAUCCGCGCGCACUGUCAGCGGUUCAGUCGGUGUUGGAACCGAUUGUAUUACGGCGUACGAAAAAUAUGCGUGAUGUCAAUGGUGACCCUAUGGUGCCGCUUCCUUUAAAACAGAUCAAUAUUGAAUACCUUGACUUUUCUCCCCCGGAACAAGAUAUUUACGAUUCCCUGUAUACCGAUUCCAAGACCAAAUUCUCCCAUUUUUGCGCCGCAGGCAAGGCGCUCAGCAACUAUGCGUCCAUUUUUCAACUUUUAAUGCGACUACGACAAGUAUCGUGCCACCCUUACCUGGUGCUUGGCAACAAAUCAGUUACCGAAAACAGCGAUAUCAUGACGAAAGAUGGUGGGUUCAUUUCGCUCGAGGGGCUCAUUGCCAAGUAUGGUAGUACGGAAACGAACCCCACCAGCGGAGGGAAUAUCAGCAGUGAGCAGCAAAAAUUUGGGAUCAGCGUAUUGCAAGGUCUGCUGGAUCGACAAAAGGGGCAAUCAGAAGGUCAAGAUGAUCUAUCAUCGGCCGCUCCAGACGAAUGUCCCAUCUGUUUCGAAACAGUCGAUGUACUGAUCAUGAUGCCCUGUAUGCAUAUGGCGUGUCGACCGUGCGUCAUGGGUUAUCUCCAGAAAAAAGAAGAUGAAGGAUGUUUGGGCGAAUGCCCGAUUUGUCGCCAAGGUUCCUUUACCCAGGACAAUCUACUUGAAGUGGUCAAACGACGGUCAGAAGACGGAGUCAAUAACGGAGGCAACGCGGUAGAUAUUCGACGUGCGGUGGGUGGCUACCGAUCGUCGACCAAGAUCGAUGCCAUGUUGCGUCACUUGCGUGUAUAUCAGCGUGAAGGUCGAAAGACAGUGGUCUUUUCGCAGUUUACCAGCUUUUUGGAUCUUAUCCAGAUUGCUCUGCAACAAGAAAAUAUCCGAUUUAGUCGCCUGGACGGUAGCCAGUCGCAAAUGCAUCGCGAAAAAGUGCUUGCAAGUUUUUCAUCGGACGAUCCCAACAAUAUGUCGACGGUUCUUCUCAUCAGUUUACGCGCGGGUGGCGUCGGCCUCAAUUUGACGUGUGCUAGUCGAGUGCUCAUGAUGGAUCCGUGGUGGAAUUUCGCUGUGGAAGCCCAGGCCAUUGAUCGCGUGCAUCGAUUGGGACAGCAGAGUGAUGUGAUUGUUACUCGAUUUAUCAUGCGGGACACAGUGGAAGAAAGAAUUCUCGAAAUUCAGGAUAGAAAACAUGUACUCGUGAAUGAGCUCUACAUGUCCCAUAAUGAAGCGAAAACCCGACAAUUGCAAGAUCUUCAGAUAUUGUUUGGCAGUCGCCGACAUUCAUAAACAUUGUGCAUAAUUCCUUGUAUCUUCUUCAUUUAUUUCUUUCGUUAUUAGCAUUUCUGUAUUUAGUUUACUCUUCAUUUCCUGAUUUCUCUUUUAAUGUGCGCUCUUGUACAGUCCCCCUUGAAAAAUUAUGGAUAGAAUUCCCAAAAAGGCGCGUACCCCUAAACCAUGACCAAAUUCCUACCUAAACUUUUUGGAAAGCAGUCUACGUGCGUACAAAUAAUGCAC